This is a messenger RNA of Xenopus laevis (African clawed frog), 5190 nucleotides long. RefSeq lists its product as uncharacterized. Lineage: Eukaryota; Metazoa; Chordata; Amphibia; Anura; Pipidae. The transcript is spliced from 7 exons. The record is from RefSeq and is a predicted model, not a curated record.
GAAAUGAAAAAACUUCUGUGUUUCGGGCAUGUGCCAAUCCAGCUCCGCUCAGGCACAAGAUGUUAAAGCUCCAUAUUCAUUCAGCAGAGGCCUCGAGGAGCUUGUUGAUAAGAGCCACCUGGGUAUUUGAUGAGAACCACUCGAAAUGGAAAUGUCAAGCAGCUCGGUCUUGUCAAUGGAACUCUCAUGCCCCCUAUCUGCUGCCAGUGGUAUUUCUUCCAAACCUCCCACAGAAAAUGAGGGGGUAUCCUCACAAGCUAUAUUACUAAAGGCUCUUACUAUUCCACUUUGUCAAUUGGCUCAUCAAGGGAGCAUUCAGCCAUCAUUCCAGUUGGCAACUGGUGGCCAAGGUUUACCAGUGGACAGUUCUAAUGUGUCUGUGAUAAUAAACCCACAUACACCAACUAUCAGCCAAACGUCCCCAGCCCCUACCAUCACACUGAAAAUUUUGAACACUUUACCAAUUCUAGAACCCAACAGCUCAACCAGUCUCACAGGAACCUCUCUAAACAAGUCAAAGAAUGUAGGGAAACACAUAUGUACACAUUGUGGGAGAGAUUGCCUGAAACCAAGUGUUCUGGAAAAGCACAUUCGAUCACAUACAGGAGAAAGGCCAUUUCCCUGUGUCACUUGUGGUAUUUCAUUUAAAACGCAGAGCAACCUGUACAAACACCGCAAGACACAGUCCCAUGUAAAUAAUUCCAAAAUGAGCUAUGAGUCCGACUAUGGUCAUUGUCAAGAUGAGAAAGCUGCUAAGCAGGUUGAAAAAUAUCCCUUAGGAUCCCAUACUAUAGGCAAAGAAAUACAAAACAAUACAGCAGACAGUAGGGUCACUAUGAAGGAGCACAUUAAUACACUAAUAUCAGGAAAUGAAACAACCAUUCCAGUCCAGACUUCUCAAAUGAACAGUGGAAAAAUACAAGAGGAGAGCAAACAAGAAUCAUUGGCAUUUGUCUUAUCAACUGCAUCAAACCAGAAAGGAAUGUUGAAGGAUCAAUGUUCUCCCACAUCCACUAAACAGAUUUACCUGCAAAGACAGCAGGAUUCCCUUGUGGAUAAACAAAUAGACAGCAGUCCCUCUGAGCGUAAACUGAACAAGUGUGAGAGCACGGAUUCUGGAUAUUUGUCCCAUUCAGACAGUGCCGACCUACAGAUGUUUACAGGUAGUCCUCUUCAUAGUCUGUCGGAGAGCAGCAUUGAAACUGAAAACCUUCUCGGCACAGGUACCAGCACCUCUGCUACAGAAUGUGAUAAAAUGGGGAAAAGGUCACUGGAGGAAUGGAUAUCCUUGCUAAUUUCACAAAAUGAAGCAGUGGUAGAUGAUACACACCUGGACAAUGUACGUCCAAGAAAGACAGCUUUGUCAAAACAAGGUAGUAUUGAUCUCCCGAUGCCUUACACUUUCAAAGACUCCUUUCACUUUGACAUCAAGUCUUUUGAUACAAACAGAAAGAAAGCAUCGUUAUGCUCAGCCAAGUCUAUCGUCACUCCACCCUACAAAAAUAAGCCUCUUUUUUUUCAUUCUGUUCCUACUCAGUUCUCCACAACUAUAGAGUGCACGAACUUGGCCCGCAGUAACUCUCUGCCAUUUGUAGAUGUAGAUUGCCAAAGGGUACCACCAGAUAAAUUCGAUGUUCUUAUCACCAGGCAUAGCUGCCACAAAAAGCAGCCUUCAGAUGCAAGCUUUGCCAAUCUCUUUCUCUCCAAUACAGCUGCGUCCUGUACUGUCGACCUUUGAAGCAGCCAUCCGCGAGGACUUGUUAGGCAAACAGCUGUAGAUGAGAUACCACAGCCCCAGCCUUGUGAUUCAGAAGAAAUAAAGAAUAAAAAGACGAAUGCUAGUGAUCGGUCAAAUUCUAAUAGUAAAUCCAUGAAUAAAAAAGGAUCUCAAAAGAAAGCAAAAAUGUUUUCUCAAGAAAAGUGGCAAAUGUAUGGAGAUGAAACUUUCAAAAAAUUUUACCAAAAAAUAAAGACAAAUGAGGGUAUGAGGAAACCAAAGCAAGUUGCAUCAGCACCAGAGGAAGUGUUCAACAAUGAAGAGAAUUUGCAGAAUUUUGCUCCCGCAGUGAAGUCUGGUGAGUGUCACACUUCACAACCAAGGAUUUCAACUUCAGGAUUGGCUGCCAACAAUUCAUAUUUAAGCUCCCAGGUCAAAUGUUCAUCAGGAAUCCCAUCAGGGGACACAACGGAAAAUCAGCUAUCCAGUAAAGAUAUCCAAAGUGCUCCAGAUCCCUCCAAAGAUGGUCCAAACUUAAUAAAAACUAGAAUGAAAUCCAUUACAUCUGCUCUACAUCUAAAUGUUUUUUGUGGCUUGGAAAAUGAUCCACUGAGAAACCAGCAAACUGAAACGUCAUCUUCUGACUUGGACCUGGUUUUAAGUAAGAUUAAUGAUGAAAUGGACAAGGUCGCCAGUGUUUCAAAGACAGAGGACAUUCCUAACUGUUUACAGUCUCCUUCAAAAAACAAAAAACCUAAAGUGGAAACUCAUAAAGAAAGGGCGACCACAAAAACAAACAAAUGGAUAAACAUAGAGACUCCCUCUCGUUCCAAAUACAAAAAUAAUGAUAAAUGCACAUUACCAUCAUUAACAGAAACGACUGAUGUUAAAAGAAAUGUUGAAGACAUUGAUAUGAAUAGGGGACCUGAAGCCAUAGAAGGACAGUUAUUCAAUAACAAUAUCUCAUCCUCUUCUACAUCUUCGCAAUUCAAGGAAGAACACACAAGUUCUGAUCACUCUGGGAAAGUAGGAACAAGCAUUCCAUGGAAACCUAUUUAUCAGUCUACUGAGCCAUUAUCCACACAGAAAGAAAAUGCCUUUUCUCCAAGUUAUCAAAUCAAAUUACACACUACUGUGCCACAAGUUGCCUCUUCCCUUGAAGAGAAGCUUGGUAAUGGAUAUGUUAUUUUUUUUGAAGAAAGAGAAAAACCAGCUGAUGUUUUGAGUUCCAUGCAGUUGAUGGAGAACAGAGACAACUCAUAUCUUGCAGAUGAUGACUCAGAGAAGGAUUCCCACAGCGGAGAAGCCACCAAGCUGACAAACAUAACCAUCUCAUUAACUGUUUCUACUCAAGGGAGUUGGAAUGAAGUACAUUCCUGUUCCUCUUCAGUGUUUAACCACUAUCCACAAGAUAAGAGGUGUAGUGUCCAGGGACAGGGGCAUCCUAUAUGCAAAUUGCAGAGGGGGGUGACCUCUGACUAUACUGUACCUGAGAGACCUUUCUACAGUGGUGGAUUUGUAAUCUCUUCUGAGCUUUCUUGCCCAGAUCAGAUACUGCAGUGUCUUAGAAUUGAAAGCGAUGAACAAAUGUCAACAUCACUGAAAACAACUGAAAAAAACUGUGCUCUGAAAGAAGAAAUGGUGUCAGAGAAUGGUGGCAACAUGUCAUUCAGUUUUAUUACCAACUCCUUCCAGGAUCAAAGCAGCAUGCUACAUUUUACUGACCCAACUGCCUUUAAGACCCCCUGGAACCCUCAGGCCAGUGCAGCAACUACUCAACAAUGUCCUGUAGUGAAAACAGCAGGUAUAUCUUUGGCCUUAGGGAAAUUCAACAUCCAAUCUACGAUGGUCACCUUUUCAUCUUUAAGCACCGAGGCAAAAUCUACGUGGUGCUGCCUGAAUAGAAUUGUCCCCCUUCCAGCAGUGCAAAAGACAUGUUCUUCAGUCUACUCCCCCUUACGUGAGACGUGUAAGGACAAGAAAUCAGGAUCUGUCCUAACUUCAUCCAUAGAUGUGAGGCAUAAUGUCAACAACAAUAUAGACUUUAAUAUAAACCUGGCUGGAAAUCCUGAACUUCAGGAUUUGUUCCUGUCUAUACCCUCAAGCAAUCAAAAGGAAACUUUGGAACUGGACAGCAGGAUAAAGGAGGAGGUUCAUAUAUCCCAGACCGGAGCCAAAAAGGACAAGAAGACACUGGCAAACAUAAGGCACAAGAAGAGGGGCAGCGCUAUUGCUCAGGGAAAACGGAGAGUUUUCGGAGCAACUAAGCUGCGGAGAAGCAGAAAUGUUCUUUCACAUCAAGUGACAAAGCAAAGCCUCUUGCACUACCAGAAGAAGUUCAGUUUUCCUUCUCAUUGGGACACAGUCGAAGGUUUUAAUAAGCUGAAGCCUUCCCGAAGAAAAACAACCAUAGGCAAAUGUGGAGAGCAGAGGGCAGAUUCAGAAGUUGUGAACCACUUUGAUGUGUACAAGCAGAAUAUGGAAGCAGAGGACCAUGGAACACCCAACUGGGAAAGGCUAAAAACAGAUAAUUCAGUAUCAAAUUUAAGGGCACUGCCUGCUGACAUCAAAUCAGUUACCAGUCUAAACAUGAACACAUGCUUGGCUGAACUAACGCUCCAUUCAACGAUUCCUCAAGAUAAAUGUUUAAAGCAGCAGAAGUCUUUGUUGUCUUCUACAGAGAGUUGUGAUGUUUUUAACCAGAAAGGUACUGUAGAUGGAACAUCCCACUUAGCUUUCCCAGGGAUAAAAAAGAACAAUAAACAGCAAAAUCUCAGAGAUGCUCUAUCACUAAACCCCACCCAGAAAGUGUUACAUAGUUCUAAAACCAUAGGAAGCAACUUGGAUGGUCAAGCUGAACAGUGUGAAUUGUCUCACAACAUUACUCCAAGAUUAUCACAUCAUGGUGGCUGUGGAACGUCAUUGUGUAACUCUCAUGAGCUCCAAGGUGUUAUCUCUCAGACCUCAGAAGGGACAACGUUAAUUAAAGAUUCUUUAGGUUCCAAAACCAUUUGGCUUAAAGAGGAACCUCUGUCCCAGAGUCUGACAAAUCUGGCCGUCUCCCAACCAAUGGUUUUUCAGGUCCAGAAAAAAUUCAGCCUUGAGGUGAUGAGGAAACAAACCCGUGUGGAUUACAGCUACUCAAGUAGCGACGAUGAAGAUAAGCUGGUUAUUGAUGUCCCACAAGUCAUGGCUUGAGGAAGUGGGCACCGGAAGACUGUCUGAUAUUUUUUUAUACCAGCAGACGAUAUACACCCCUGUAGAAUAUGAACCCAAUAAAAGAAGACUAUGUAUUAUUUUCCAGACAAUUCUCCAUUUACUGUACUUUAGCACAAUGGUUUCCUAUUUGUGGAGCUGGACCCCUGAGGGGAACAGAGCAGUAUAAGACAGACUGAUGCUUUUUUGCCUUAUGUAAACCUGCAACUAGGGAUGGGCGAAUUUUUUCACCUUGUUUUGCCGCGGAAAUGAUGCCC